CAUGACAGGUGUGCUUGCAUGUUUCUAUGAUUUCCACAUGGCACAUUUUAAUCCAAAUUGUAAUGAUAGUGUCUUUUUGGACUGCAACAUACUCGUAUUCGCCAUAUUUUACAGACUGGAAUGAAGUAGAAAAAUUGGCAGAAAUCCAUCCGUAUGUAGUGGCAGUAUUAGAUGCCAAACAUGAAUACAUCUGUUCGGGAUUUUCUAUAACAGAUCUAACAGUGGUUACUGCCGGUAGUUGUCUGACUGUACCGCCUGCCGCCGUCGCGAUAUCCGCAGUGUUGGGCGAUGACGCCAUCGGUAAAAACAUAUUACGAGUUUCACACACAAGGGUGCACAAGGCUUUCACCUGCUACGUAAGUCAAACACAACCAAGCGAGACCAUAAUGAAUAGUAACGUUGCCCUCAUUUACGUCGUUAACCAUAAAUUGGACUAUUUCACCAGUGCAGCCGCAAUCGGAGAUUUUAGUCCAUUUCAAUUACGAAAGCAGACGUUGACUGUCAUUGGCUUCGGUGAGACCGAUGCUGGCACAGUAGUGCUGCAGCGACAAGUCUAUAUACAAAAGACGUGCGUGAAUCCUCAGUGGUUUUACUGUGUAUGCGGAGUAGAAUCAAAAGAAACGACAUACGAAAAUCAAUUUGGAGAAGGCGGUCCUGUUUUACUGAGUGGCAAAGUAGUAGCUAUAGCGGGAGCACCAUGCGGCGCACUGUUUAUCCCACACACGAGCGUAAAAUACAACAUUUUCACCGUCGCAAUGGAAUAUAACUCUUGGAUAAGGAAUAACCUGGACAACACCACUAUUGAACCUAAAAUACUCGAUCUGAAAUCUUUUGAAUAUACAUUUAAUAAUUGUAGUAGUACUGCCGCCGUUGUCAUAUACAUUAUUACACUGUUAUUUGCUGCUAAUUUAAUAAAAUAA
Messenger RNA from Cydia splendana, 920 nucleotides. RefSeq lists its product as uncharacterized. The coding region runs from base 27 to 920 and encodes 297 amino acids. The record is from RefSeq and is a predicted model, not a curated record. NCBI's taxonomy places the organism in Eukaryota, Metazoa, Arthropoda, Insecta, Lepidoptera, Tortricidae. Gene Ontology annotation, biological process: proteolysis. Gene Ontology annotation, molecular function: serine-type endopeptidase activity. The transcript has a single exon.